Messenger RNA from Mixia osmundae IAM 14324, 1647 nucleotides. RefSeq lists its product as uncharacterized. Lineage: Eukaryota; Fungi; Basidiomycota; Mixiomycetes; Mixiales; Mixiaceae. The transcript has 4 exons. The coding region runs from base 1 to 1647 and encodes 548 amino acids. The record is from RefSeq and is a predicted model, not a curated record.
AUGAGCGCGAGCGAGCCGCCGUUGUUUGGCAACCCGUCCGAUGACAUCAGCGACUCUGUGCCAACCACCUCAGCGACAGCAACUGACGCUGCCAUCGAGUCUGCCUCCCCGUCUGCGGACACGACGCUGUCCGCUGCAGAGGAUGUAGGGGAAGACGAGAUGGCGUCUCUCUCGAUCGCGCAGGAUAUGUCACAAGAGGAAUCCUUGGCGCCCGCUCAAGUCGCUCGACCAGAUUAUUCGCAGGCCCACUUGGAAGCUUUGGAAUCUAUCAGAGCCUUCAUGAGAGCCCACUCGACGUACGACAUCUUGCCCGAAUCUUGUCGGCUGCAAGUGUUUGACUCAAAGAUCACUGUCAAACGCGCAGUGGCGGCUUUGAUCGCAACAGGCACAGUCUCUGCGCCUCUGUACGAUUCUAGUACCUUCAACUUUGGCGGCAUGUUCACUCUGACAGACGUCAUCCAUCUCAUACAAUAUUACUAUUCCAAAGCAGGCACUUACGGUCUCGAUAUCUCACAAGUCGAAGACGUUAAUCUGGCAGGACUACGAGACAUAGAAACAGCAAUUGGCGUACCGCCUCCGCCGAUGAUAUCCAUCCACCCUGAUCAGUCACUCUUUGCAGCUUGCGCAGCAAUCGUUCGGACUCACGCAAGGCGGAUACCCCUGAUAGAUUAUGAUGACCAAUCUGGCAAAGACACGAUACUCAGCGUACUGACGCAAUAUCGCGUGCUCAAGUUUAUUGCCAUCAAUUGUGCAUCCGAUACUGCCAAGCUGUGCGAUUCGAUCGGUUCGCUCGGCGUGGGGACUUAUAUCUCAUCCUAUCAACCCAAAGCGUCUACGAGCGCGCCUGGUCUACCGCCACCGCCCUCUCGGAGACCGUCCGGCCAGUCCGAGUCGGCAAUCUCAGGCGAAGAAGUCUCGCCUACAGACGAACGGCGAGGCUCAGCUGUGUCGACGAGCUCGUCUGGCUCUUCUGCGGCUCGACGGCCAUCUGCAAUGUCAGUACAGCCCGAUUCUCCCUUUCAUCCGCUAGCGGUAGCAACACUGGAAACGACGGUAUACGAUGUCGUUCACAUGUUCUCCGAAGCUGCAAUCUCUGCUGUACCCGUCGUCGACCCACAGACGGGCGAGGUCAUCAACCUCUACGAGACCGUUGACGUUAUCGAUCUCAUCAGAACGGGCGCAUAUACCAAUCUCGAUCUGACCAUCGGCGAAGCGCUCACUCGGAGGAGUCCGGACUUUCCCGGCGUGGUCGUUUGCAGUCCUGACGAUUCAAUGGCGAGCAUACUCAAAUAUAUCAAAGACAAGCGAGUCCAUCGGAUGGUCAUUGUAGACGAUUCACCCAUGCCAGCACGGACAAGGCGGUCAUCGGCUGUGGCAUCGAACACAACAAGCGCGACUGCCUCACCUUUGACGACCAAGCACAGAUUGAUCGGCGUGCUCAGCUUGAGCGAUGUGCUCCGACAUCUCGUUCCGCCAACCGGACGAAACUUGCAAGGUCUCUCGCUCUUGCGGUCGGACUACCGAGGUGCCCCUCCUCCUCCUGCGUUCAAUCUGGUCGAUCCCCUGUCGCCUACUUCCAUCGCUCCGCCAAGCGCGACAGAGCAUGCCGAACUUGCGCCGACUGACAUGCCGAUACAGCAAACGUAG